Porites lobata is the source of this 15937-nucleotide messenger RNA. NCBI's taxonomy places the organism in Eukaryota, Metazoa, Cnidaria, Anthozoa, Scleractinia, Poritidae. The record is from the annotation of a GenBank genome assembly.
AUGGCUUCAGAUGUUGAAAGGAAUCGUUGUGGCGCGAACAAUAACAUAAAUUUAAGUCCUCUGCCGCAUGGCUUUCCCAGCGGAACGUCUACGAUCACGGACGGUGAAGUUUUGAUUGAGAGCGAGUUUUUAGAGCUAGAUAACCAGCUUCAUUAUUCUAAGACAGUUCAUAUUUUAUUGACGGACGAGUUUGUUUUUGUGAAAGAAAUGCGCGACAGACGAGAUUCUGAAGCGUAUGUCUUGCAGUACGAGUCGGGGAAAACAGUUUCAAAAUUUCGACGCUCCGACGUAGUAAUCAAAGUUUGCGACGGCUGCGCUUUUACUUUUAAAGCUAAGUGGAGCAAAGAGACAUCAGUAUGGAAAACGUACGAGCUUUGCGGCAAAGAUGAAGUAUGGCCCAAAUGGUUGCGAAGUUUCAGCGUGCAAGAAACUCAAGGGCUUCAGAUGAUUCCGUCUGAUGCCAUCUGCGAAAUUGGCGACGACUCUGAUUCCGAUGACUAUAGCGAAGACGAUGAUAGCGAAGAUAUUCAAAUACCAGAGUACACUUUAACGUUGGCUGUUGAUCGAACUAUCUCUACAUGGUCUGUGUCAUUGCUCAACCCGAGCAAAGUCCGUAGACUCGCUAUUUCACAACACCAUCACGCCGCUCUUCCUAGUCUUGCAAGCUCCUGUGGAAGCGAUCUGGAGGAUAUAUUUGACAGUUUUAAUGCUGGAUCCUUGUGUAGAUCUAAUUCACAUCCUCGGCUAUCUCUUGUGAAGCCGUUCCGAUGUCCAUCGUUGCCAAAUGUUGGUGAAUUGGAGAACGUUCGCGUCGAUGCCGAUUUGAGGCCUGUGUCAUGUAGAACUCGAGGGCAUAGUACUGGAGAGGAUCCAAAACUGAGAUUAAACGCAUCAACUUUGUUUUCCCGUGAGGGAGAAAGCAUCGAUCAAAAUACAGCCCUGGCAACCUUACAACAAAGGGUGGAGGAUCUGCGGUCGCAUCCAACAAACCUGAAUUUUGUGAGAGGGGGUAAAAGGGAUGAGGCUACUUGGGAGUCCAAGACCACGCCCAAGCACCGACGUAAGCAUUCUCUCCAACAGGCCAUGGGCAAUGAGGCGAACCGUAUACCUAUGCCAUCAGAUAAACGAAGCCCUGUUUUAAACAACAAAAAGGAUUUAUUUGACGAAAAUAAAAAGUCUUCUGGUAAACAUGAGAUCAAAACACGUGAUCGUUCACUUAGUCCUAAAAAAUCUUCAGCAGGGAACUCAGACUCUUUGCCAGUUUCUAAAAGACCUGAUUUUGCAGCUGUUGUUCAUUCUGUGCUAGAAAAGGAAACCAAGACAAGUACUGCAAGACAAUUAGAUUUCAAAGAUGACAUGGCUGUCACUUUGGAGGACAGUGAUCAGCCACCGCGUAAAGAAAAAAUCAAGAGAUUCUGGUCAGUGCUUUACAAGAAGCGACCAAAAUUACGAAUGCAUGUAGCAGAAUCUGAUGAUUCCUUGAAAGAAAAUCAAACCAGUAUUAGAAAUACUGAAAGCAGUUCAUCAAGGGUUACUGAUUCUGAUUCUCAUAUUGGUCCUGGAGGAGGCACUCGCCGUGGAGGACUCAGUGGCAAUUUUACUACACCAAAUCAUAAAGUGUCAUACUUAGCAUCAGCUAAAGAAGAAGGAAUUACAACACAAACUCAAAACAAACAAGGUGGGUAAAGUAGUCUCUGCAUGGUUAUUUCCUAAAUUCUUAUUACAAUACUGUCAACUCACUUUAUCGUAGACACCCUCCAGAUGGCAAGAUAGUGUCCUUAACAGUGAGGAGUCUGUAAUUACAGGAACUUACUUGAGAGAAGCAUCUGCAGGCAUUUAGCUACUGUCUGUAAUUUUGGGGUAUUUGUAAAAGUGAGCUGUGAAGUGUCCCAAAGGCCAGAGUUGGCAGUAUGUGAUUUCAGUUUGAGAAUUUAAGAACUUAGUCAUCUCAGUAACUGUGGCCGGAAACUACUUUUUCUGUAUGAUGUGAAAGGAGGAGUGGUCAUAAAGCAAAAACAUUAAAAAUGGUAAAGGCACUUACAAGCCAUAGGGCCUAUAUAUGGCCUGAGCUUAUUCCAUUCUCUGUAGCAUGAAGCACCUACAUGUAGUAGUAUUACAUCUCUCCCUUGGUCAGAAUGUAAGGCCAUGGCAGGGUUGCUCCUAGAAGUGUACCACCAGUACCUACAUGUGCACCUGGGGGAAGAUAGGUCUUCAAAAUGAGGAAGCAAUGGGACAGAAUGGCGUGAAUGCAGAAAUCCCAAACCAAAAUGUUAGGCCUUACGAGGGAGGGUUUGCUGUUGCUUUGUCUGUCAUUUCUGAGACUGCCUGUCACCUAGUAAGUUAGGAAAUUAAAUGUCACUGUCAAACUUAAGCAAAAUGUUGCUGUCGGUUCAGCAUAAAUUUUUGUGUUACUUGAUUUUGGAAUUUACAUUAGAUAUAGCGCCUGGAAAGAAAUAACCUUUCUCCCUGGAGGGAUCAUUCUUCAAUGAUACCAACAUUAGAAAACAAUUCAAAGAAAAUAACAGGAAAUUCAAGAAAAGCUUUUGAAAUAAUUAAAGAGAGAUUGUUAUUUCCCUACCAAAACAUCCAAAAUGUACCGGUAACAGACAUCAGAUGUCGCUUUCACUAAAAUAGAUUGACACUGUCAGAAUUCUUUCCUCCUUUUCUGUUGAUGGUCGGUUCUUUCUGAGAAGUUUGCUGCCAGUUUUCAGGGCCAUGUCACCUGUCACCUCCACUCCAGGAGGAAUCAACAGGACUGCAAGCAAGUUGCUUGCCAAAAAAAAAAAAUUCAACAGUUGUAACAGCUAGUGCCUGAUGUACAUCCUAGUUAAACUCUAUAUAAACACCAGACAACAGCAGUUCCAUGGAUGUCUGAUAUUACAGUUCAUUUUAAGCAAUUGUCCCAGAUACCACUACAUUUUCUGUAUUGAGCAUUCUAUCUUAAUAUUUUACAAUGACUUUGUCUCCCUGGAUCUGAAAGAAUACUUCGGGUUUUUUUUUAUUUUGUGUGUGUGUCAGAUUUAACAUUAGGUUAUUUAAUUUGGAUAUUUUGUCACUGGCUAUUAAAAAUAGUAUUAACAUAUUACAGCAUAUAGACUGCUGUUAGCAAAGAACCAUGCAAGAGUUUUGCUUUCUGUAUAGCUAAAGAGUUGUAAUUCUUAACUUUUUUUACCCUAUUGAUUGCAGCUCAUGAGAGCAUUUUUUUAUUUUUCAAAAUGUAUUUCUUUUACGAAACAUUUCAGAACUUUUAAUUUAGAAAAAAAGCACAUGAUAUAAUUAUACUGUUUAUUAAACACAAGCUUGAUGUUGGUAUGAGUUAAACCAUACAGAGGAACUUUUCUUAGUGAAUUUUGAUGUGCUGUCUAAGGUUAUAUUUUGGUUUCUGAGAAAGUGAAGGGUUGAGCUGAAAAAAUUCCAGUAUAUCAAUAGAACGUAUCUUGUAAUUGUCUCUUGAAUCAUUGAUGUAAAGAAAAGGAAACUGUUACAAGAAGUAAGUAUUCUGUCUUUAUUAGAGAAAUCGGUCUUUUUUAGUUAUUUAUUUAUUCAUUUUUGGCUUACUGUUUCUUAUUAAUCGCUCUACUGCUUUUGUGUUGCUUCUUUGCUGGUUCAUCGCCCCUCUAUUGUUUCAUUCAUUUAGUUUGAAUAAUAUUUUAUUAAUGCUGCCAGAUUGCUGUUUUUCAUGGGUGCUCAAAUGUUAAGACAAAUGCAGCAUUGUAGUAUUUUGUUGUUGAAUUUUUACCUCUUGUUUUAUCUCUUGUUAAUGCGUGCAUUUCUGACAUUUUAAUUUAAAUGCAAAAGUAUAAUGUUCAUUUUUAAUCCUUUCUCUUCUAAUAAUGACCAAAGUAAAAAAUUUACCAAAGAAAUAAAUUUCUUCUUUUUCUUCAAAAAAGUAAAAAAGUAUUAAUAGUACUAUGCGGAUGUUGUGCUGAAGAGGUUUCAUUUGAAUGGUAAUGCCAUUGGGAUUUCAUCUACAAACUUGAAAGUCAGAUUGACUUAUAAUUAUUCUUUCCUUACAUCCUUUGCUUACAUCAAUGAAAAUCAAUGAAAUAGUUGUGAAUUUUCACAACAUGUCUUCCAUUUGCCCUUGGCUCCUUUGUUCACACUCAGAUUGUCGCUAUUCUUCCCUAAUGUUGAGGCACAUGUAUUUAGAUGCAGAGAGAUGACAUUGAUAACCAAAUCAACAUUGGCAAAGGGAAAUCAACCAAAUUAUUUUAAAAAAAUUGAUGACUAUUGUAGGAGUGACGAGCUUUACUACAUGGUUUUACUAACGUGAUAAAUCCUUACAGCUAUAAAAUUAUAUGGGGAAUGUCAAGGCUUGCGUUAGGUACAACAUAUUGGGAAAAAAUUACCCUCUCCUAAUAAAUAUAAAUAAAACAGCUUUCCUGUUUCUCUAUUUUAUCCACAUAAUCCACCAAGGAAAUAUAUUCUGUAUAGUAUUUACAAGUGUGUUUAAUCUUUUUCCCUGUGGUAUGAGACAGUAUUUUUGUCAGUUAUUUGGGUUCCGUGUUCCGGUAUAUUUGUUUUGGAGCCCCUAACUGUAUUUUUAGAUUUUUCUGUUAACGAGAUAAAUGUUCCAUGUUUGGCUAGCUAGCUGUAUACAACAGUCAGUGUAUACCUAACUUUCCAAAAAAAAAAAAUUAGUUAGAAUUAAACAUUUACUUGAUGAGAUUGGUUUGUAAUUAAGUUGUGUGAAACCUUGUAAUAUUACCUUGUAUUGUAUUAAACCUUGUAUUAUAACAUUUAACUUAGAAAUUGGCCUAUAUGCUGUCAUUCAAGUCUUUUUCUAAGGAAUUUUUAAGUUAUCUUGACACUCACAGCAAAAAACUCUCCAAAUGUUUUUGUUGUUAAUGGUAUGUGACUGCACGUGCAGUAAUCAUUUGGAUUUGGGGUAUGCUUUUUUGAGCUCCAAAUCUUAUCAGUAGGUUAUUUUAUCAAGGAAAAAGCCAUAUGCCAUUUAUAUUAAAAUUUGUUAAAAUUAACCGUUUAAGUAGUCACGUUAGCUUGCAGUUGUUUGAAACCAUGCAAGAAUAAUAUAUUUAUUUCUCUUAAAAUUGGCCUAUAUAUUGUCUGUGGUCUUUUCCAAAUAUUUUGGUUUGUCUCAGGAAUUGUCAAGAUAUGUUGAAGCUUAGGGCUAAAAAAGACUUCACUUAUUAGGUUUUUUUGGUAUUUAAGUAUUCUAAGUGUUCCUGAUCCUCAAUUAGUGGUUAAUCCAAGAUCAGGGAAGAUGACACAUGCUGGUAUUUUGUGGGCGAUUCCCUGCAGACUGCGUGUUUAGGGUCACAUUAUGUAAUGACAUCAUAUCACCAGGAAGCCUUAUUGAAUGCCAAUAAUGUUCACUCGUGUUUGGUUGUAAGGGUCAGACAAUGCUGUCCUCUGUUCAGAAAAACAGACAGCACAAAAUGAUGAUUUUUGAUGAGGGAUAUUUUGGAAAGUUACUCAGUUGAUUCUAACAGAACAAGUCUUGACUACUGAUUAUUGGCUAAUAAUAUGUUUUGGUUUGCCUGUAAUAUUGAUGUAAAGAAAGCAAUACUAGACAUACUCUGAAAUAAUGAUGCACUUUGUAGGUGAAAUCAAUACUAGUAGAUUCUAGCAUUCCUGACAAGAUUAAAUGCCACAUGUGUGAGGUCAUCAUCCGGAUGUAUGGUGUAUAAACAAACUAAGUUAGUUGCUGGUUUCAGUUUGUACCAAGCACAAUUCAGCCCAUUCUAUUUCUUUUUCGUAUGGUUCAACCAGCCAGUUCUUUCAAUAUGGAUUCUUAAGAUAAGAGCUUUGCUGUCCAAUGUUUGAAAGAGAUAUCUUUAGCUCGUUUUCCCUAAACAAUAUCAAGAGUCUUGGAGGCAUUAGCAUGUGGUCUGGGUCAAAGAAGAAAUAUGUCCUCAACCAGUCUUGUGUGGAGCUUUUCAGGGACCCAACACUUUACCAAACUCCUUCCAAACACAAAGAGAAUCCGUUUUGCUUUUCCAUUCCUGCUUCUUACUUCAAUUUUGAUCUUGGAAAAGGUAAGGAAUUUCUUUAAUCAGUUUUUUCAUUCAGAACAAAAUUGUAAUUUUACCGAAACAGAGCAAGACAAUAUGAUUCCUUGGUAUUGUUAUUCCAAGGAAAAGUGGAAUUUGGUCAUUUUGUGUGGUUUCUCUAUCAAUGUGACAUUUAAUCCAUGUUUUUCACUGUGUUUUCUAUUUUUUCCUUGUUGUUUCUAAGGUAAAUAUUAUGGUGUAGACAAUUCAUUUUUACAGUUGAUGGAAUUUGUAACAGAGGCUUGUGCUUAUCACUUAGCAUGGCAUUCUCAUAAUUACCUAAUUAUGUAGCAUAGCUUGUCUAGAGUUACAAUUUUUAGAUCAUGAAUAUUAUAGUAAUUCCUUGAACAGCAGGCAUCUUUGCUCGAUAGUCUGUGGAAAUUCUUGAAGUCUUUGUCAAUGUUUUGUCACCUAGGAGUUAUAAAGAUAUAGCAAAGGAAAAUCAAUAUUAUGCCUACUGACCUAUUUUUGUAAAUAGUGCUUAAGAAGUAAUAAAUUAUUAUCAAAUUAUUAAUGCUACCUUAGAACUUUUAUUAAACCUUAUAUCACAGGUUAUACCUAGCUGCACUCCAAAUUUAGGUUCAUUUCUAAUAACUUAUUUCCAUUGCCUUUUUUAGGUUAAGCUUAGUUUAAAAAUCUAUUAACCACUGUACAAAUAACAAGAAGAAAAAUAAAUUACUAAAAAAUAAUGAAAUAAAUAGAUAAAAGUACAAUAUCAUUAGUAAAUGAAAGCAGUACGGAGAAACUGAAUUCCCAUACAGAAUUUUAAGUUAACCUCUUAAAUAAUGUAUUUACUAUGUCUUUGCUUGUUUUAUGACAUAUGCAAAUAUUUCUGAUGUUUUUUUUUCAGAUAUAACAUCUGUUGACAUCACUCCAGUUGGGAAGUCACAUUUCUCUUACAGUGGUAAGUGAGGUUCAUUUUGUCUUAUGUAAGGCGAAGGAAGAAGACAAUUACCUGUUCCUGCUACGCAGACUAAAUCCGCCUCUGAAAAUCUUACUUUUUGUAUCAUUUAUUUUUUGAUCAAAAUAAAUAUAUAAAUUGUAAAAGAGCAGACGUAAGAUAUCAGCAUCAGUAAUAGAUAAAGCUUGCCGUGGAGUUUUAAAAUUAAGGAGUGGGAAAGUGUUGGAUUCCAGCACUUAAAAUCAAGAAGAAAACACCAAGUAGAAAACUUUGCCGCUAUCUUAUAUUUUCUUCUUUAGCUUAAUUCUAGCAUUUUUUUUUAGUGGAUAUACAUACCCAAAGAUAUAAUAAGGUCUCACAUAUCAUUAAUAUUCAUUUAAGGUUAGUUGCCUUGGCCUUGAUAAUUUGGUGUCAUUAGCCAUCUGAUUAUUCUGAAACUUUAAGUACAUGAUGGAGUUGAAUCUGAAGUAUCAGUAGCUUUUAGGUUAGCUAAGGCUUUUAAUGCAAGAUACAAUGUUCAAAUUGCAACUUUGUUGUUGUUUUGUUUUGUUUUGCUUUAUCAAUACCCUUUUGGUGAAAUGUUUUUCAACUUGGUCAAAAAUUAAAAAAAAUAGGGGUUGAUUAUCUAUUCAUAAGAUCUAAGGCAUCAGAAGGUACUAGCAAUCAUUAAUUCAGAAUAAUCUGCUUUGUUAGCUAAUUCAUGCGACUUCGGUCUUACAGAAGUCCUGUGGUUUACCGUGCUGAAUAAAUUGUUUCUGCAUGCUUCUCAUGUAGAGAACUUGAAGUUUCGAUUGAACUUCAAGUUUUGCCUAAUUUCAGUGAGCUGCACAAUAGUUUGUGCAAGCUGGAUGAAAGCCUUAAGUUUCACUGAUAUGAUAGCCAAAGUAGCGCCAAUAAGCAGCUGUAUUUUUUCAAAAAAUUUUGUUAUUGACCUUGGUAGUUAUCAUUAUCUUUUAUUAUUAUUUUCUAGUUUGAGUGAUAGUUUUAAGCCUAAGGCGUUAACAUCCCAGUUUAAUUUUUUUGUAUUAUGUUUGAGGCCUUGAACUUUCUUCAGCUUAGAUGUUUCUCGUUGCUGACAAAACAAAAUACGUGACUUUUCUCCAUUUUGUAAAAUAUUUUUAACGAAUUAUAUCGUUUUCUUUUUUAAAAGCUGUAGGGAAUUUUUUGUGGUUAUAGCCCCCCUUAUACGAAUCAGUGAUCCAUCUCUAAUUCUAAUCUAUGCGCGAUAGGCUUCUUUCCGCGCCAACUUUCUAGCAAAUACCUUUUAGAUGCAUAUUUUAAAAUUUGUUAUUCCAAAAGUUGUUUUUAUUUAAAUUGUUUUGGACUUCCUUCUUUCCAGAAAAUAACCUUCACUGGGACAAAAAAAGGGUAAUUUUUAGUUUCUCCACUUUUGUCUGAGGUUAAAUGACAGUUUUGUGGAAAAAAAUUCACAUGUUGCGUGACUUCUGAUGGUGGCUGUUUUGUCUUGUGGUAAGAUAAGGCAAAAUGCCAGUUUGAGCCAACUUCCGCUCUCUCCGUUAUGUUCGACCUUUCUUCUGUUCUCCCGUCAAACAGCGUCAUUCGGUAAACAGGAUUAAAAAUCCCUUUGUUCGCCAACUAAUGAUUCUCGUAUCCCUUAGAAAUAUGAACAACUUCUGUUUUUUUUCGUGACGUAAGAAUUUUCAAGAUCGUUCUAUACAGAUGACAGCAGGCAUGUUAACUAUUGUUAUUCGAUUUCCUCCCUUUUGACUGACUUUUUGUCUCUCUUCCAAGUCUUAACAAUGAAAUUAAUAGUUCGUUGCCCAGACCAGUACCGCUUGAUCCAAUAAUGUCUACAGUUGUUUUGCUGCUUCAUCGCGUAGUUGCACGACCUCGCAGUAAGUUUAUUUAUAAAUCUCUACUUGCUAUUUGGUCUUUUAACGUUUGCGGUCAGAGAUUUUGUCAUUACGUUAUUCAAAUCGAAAACUAUUACCUUUCGGCCGGCCGUAGAACUAAUUGCUCUUGCCAACAAUUUUUUCCUUUAUGUAUUUCAGUCGAAUUGUUGUUCUGUUCAGACGAGCCAAGUGGAAUUUUUUUUUUAUUUGGGAGAGACUUCCUUGUGUUAUCAUUCGUUUGGCAUUUCAAACACGGUAAUUUUCCCUGUUCCUAUUCUUUUUCCGAUUCACCGCAAUUUCCUUUCUUUCCAAUUUACUCGAAAUCUUUAUCCUAGGCGAGUCACGUAGGAAUCGAACUGUACAAGUACUGUUGUACAGCGUGGAAUUUAGGCCCAGCUUGGUUGCUUAGAACAACUUAGACGAUCCCUUGUGAAAAAAACGUUCAUAUAGUGGAACCAGGAUCACGCCUCACUUGGUUAUGUCAAAGAAUCAACAUCAUUACACAACAGUAAUGUUCAAAAGCGUUCAUUUAUUAUAUCCUGAGACCUGUAUCAAGCCGACCCGUUAUUAAGCCUAAACCCUGUAUCAAGUUACACAACAUCAAUAAAUCUCAACUUUUACUUCCAAUAUUUUUUGCAAAAGCGACUUGAAUAAAGUGGACAAUACCUGCACGACACUAGCGAGUGUACUGUGGACGUCCACUUGGUACAGUCAUAUUUCGCCGUGCUUUUUAUUUAUAUGCUCAUACUUAAUGAAGGACAGACGUUUUGACCGACCGUCUUGCACAAUAUAAAUGACGGCACAGUAUUAUCUGAGGAGUUCAUUCAUGCAAUCGACAGUUAUAUAACUUCUUUUCAUGUACAGAGCGAAAAAAGAAGGUUCUAGGUAUGAUUUCGCGUGAAAGAUAUCCCAGCUUUCGGACGAAAAAGUGACACUGCUCAGCUCUUCAAUUAGUUUCUUUCUAUUAAUUGAACUUCUUCAGUCUGUUGGUGGUCUUUUUUCCACUAGCAUUAAUUGUUGGGGCCGCAAGCGGCGGCCACGACAAGGCUUUUUUAUAGAGCGUCUAGACUAGCCUGCGAACCAAAUUGUUGAUCAUGUUGAUACCGCGGCAUUGCCGGAAGCACUUAACUGGAGCUAAGCUAGGGCGUUUAUCGCUUUUCCUUUGUAAAUUAAAGCGAUUCCGACUUCAAAACAAUUUGAUUAUGCUUGUGCAUUUAUAAAAAGCGAUUUUUCAAACAAACAGCGACGCCGGCUGCUUGAGGCAGCAUGCAAGAGAUGCGAGCUUCUUACGAUGUGUUUGUUAACAUUUCAAUUUGUUUAUCCCUCAUUGUAGGAAGUAUGAGAAAGAAAAGGCUAGUCAAGAAAAUCCUAUCGCCUAUCUUUAAAUCAAACUCCCAAGAAGAAGAAUUUAGUAACCAGGUAACUAGUCCAGCAGGCGAGGCUCCUCAGACCCCUGAAGCCGUCGAUGGCAUCCUCCCAGAUCUCUCUCCGCGACUGGUUGAUAUAGAUGCAUCGCUGUUUGCGCGGGAAAUCACGCUCAUUGAUAAGGAGCUUUUCAUUAGGAUUCCGUGGCCAGAGCUAGCGAACUGUGGCUGGAUGACGAAAGACAAGGUAAAGUUCCUUUUCAUACGAAAAACAAGUUCACACCUAUGGGUACUGGGGUCCAUUUCUCGAAAGUCCCGUUAACUUUUCGGGCCCGAAAUCAAAUAUUCAAUUCAAAAUCUGAAGAAUAAGAGUGCAGAUCCUAGCUAAUAAACCAGUAACUUUUUGUUUUGUUAACCGGUAGCUUCAACAUAUUGCUUGCAAAGCUGUUGAAACCUCGAUCUUGAAUGUAAACGGCAACAGCUUUUCUGGCCCACCAGUUAUCGAGUCUAUAGGGAACGGGCCCCUGGGAAUCUUGCGAGUGAGGAAAAUCUAUUUUCGCGCUCAUUUCGCUGAUUUGGCACAGGUUAAGUUCGACUUCGGAAACAUGCCUUCCUUUUUGUUGACGAAUAUUUUAAAUUAUGUUAUUGACUUGUCUUCUUAAAAGUGUAUUUAAUGCGAUUUUUGGAUCCCAUUUCAGUACGUCACCUCGCCAAACGUUAUGGCUAUGGUAGAGUUCUUCAACCGCGUGGCACUUUUAGCAGCUUCUGAAAUUUUAGCCCAAGACACAACUUGCGGACGAGCGAGGGCGAUUUCUAAAGUUAUCCAGGUAUUUAUCUAAAAGUUUAUAUAUCCAUGCUUCUGGGGAGACUCACUACGCUUUUUUUUCCUUGUUGCUCGCGCUAUUUCCGCCUGCGCUUCACUACUAAUCGCCUAGAACAGGCUUGUAAUAACAAUGUAAUCUGAUAAAUAUUGUCCGAAUCCAAUUUUGCCACCGGCAACACUUUGUCCCGCCUUUAAUCAUAACUAUUAAAAAAAUUCUUAAAUCUGAUUGGCUAUCAACUGUUCUGAUUUCAGUACUAAUAGGAUAGUGUAAUAGGAUAGUACGCGUCAGGCCUAAGUAAUAGGCCAUUUCCGAGUUCCCACGGGCCUUUGAAUCAAAGUGAGGUUAAGUGCUCCGCCCUUGAUAUGAAACAUAAUCUUCAUUCUCAUGCAAAUAAACCUCAUUUUUACAAGAAAGGUUGUGCACUUGCCCUCAUUUUGAAAGUGACGGUUUUUGGAACUCGGAAGUGACCUAUUGGACAAUACGCGCCAUUCUGCACGAGCUUUUGAAUGGCUUUUUAUUUGUUCAUAUAGCAAAAAAAAACUCUAGGAAGAUCCUGUGUUUCAAUUUUGGAAAAGCUUAAGAUAUAACAAAUUUUGUUUUAGUGUCGUCUAAUUCUGGUCUGUUAUCAUACCCGUGAUUAAACGAAACAGACUCCCCCUUACGCGGUCGUCCGAUUUUGUUAAUCACUGGUAUGAUUACAGACCGAACUGGACUCCUCUCAGUCCUGUGACCAUUAUUAAUUAAACUCGGUUGCGGCUUUUCCGCGCUUUUCCUUUCAUAUUAUCUCUCGUCCAUUGUAACCGAUUUCUACUGUUUGUUUGUUCUUGUUGUUGUUGUUCCUUAUUUUAUAAAGCGUGUGUAUUUUCAGCUAUAAAGAUCCUGUUUGACUGAAGUCGCGAAUAUAUUAAGAAACUCAUGAUUAAUGUUGUUUCUAGAUCGCCGAGAAGUGUCAUCUUUUAGGAAACUUCAAUUCAUUAAAAGCUUUGUUGGCUGGUCUCCAGUCCACGCCGGUCUACAGAUUAAGAGAGACGUGGAAAGAAGUGCCUUCAAAAAGAAAAAAGUAAGCCACCCUUCCCAUUGGAUAAUUAACUAUUUUUAGGCUAUUGUAACGGUAAUGUUUUAUCGUACCGAAAAGUUUCGAAAGUGAUAACCCUUGGGAGAAAACGACCCCCCCCCCCCCGGGGGAUCUCCCCUUAUUUGUCAAUACUCAGAAAGAGAGAACUCAAAGAUCGGCUGAAAUGCUCAUCACAGACAGAUAAUUGAGACAGAUAAUUGUAAAUGGCUUUAACUCAAAGAUAAUGAACGUUAGUGGCUUGAUCUAAAUACUUGUUUUGCUUGAAAAUUCAUUUUGUGUUUUAAAAUUGUCGUUCUUAGGUCUUUAAGUUAUCCGUUAUCGGUUAUUCUCGGUUACUCAGAGUUUCAACAUUAAUAAAGCGAAAUUUCACGGAGGACAUUUGUGCUGACGUUAUUUUGAUUAUGUCUUAAAAGUUACCAGUUCCCUGAAAAUAACAAACCUCUUAAAAGUAACCCCAUGCCCCAUCCCCUCUGCUGAAGGUAGCGAUUCUUGUUGUUGUUGUUGUUGUUAUUGUUGUUUUGGAGCUCUUGUUGUGGCAUAUUUAUUGUUAUUUCCUUGCCUUUCUUAGGAAAUUUCGUGACCUGUCCAUUCUCAUGGGAGAAAGCGAAAAUUUUUCCUUAUACCGCUCAGAACUGUCCAGCUGUUUAGAGAAUGGUGCGUGUUUGCCAUUCCUUGGGAAUUUCCUGACUGAAAUUGCACAGACAAACACUUACCUGGCUUACAGAAAGAAAAGAACGUCGGCGAGAGGAAAACAGUCUCCUCAUAUACAGAGGAACUCUGUGAUGAUCGACCGCACUGAUGGAGCUGUGAUAAAUGGGGAAACUCCGAGACGGAAUGGAGUGACUGCGCACAGAUGCGACGAAGACGCGUCUCCGCGUAACACGCGUGAGAAAGGAAAUGUAACGUUAGAAUCGAGAGAUAAGCGUCACGCAAAGGUUAAGCGGACGCCGUCACGCAGCAGACUAUUCAAAUUUCGACAAAGCAUCAGUGACAGUGGUGUUAUGUUAAAUCGCAGUAGGAACAAUAGUGCUGAAGUAUUGGAUAUUCCUGAUGGUAACUUACAAAACGGACUUAAUGCGAGUACUGAUUCAGUCAUCACCAGUACAAACUCCCUUAACGAGAACUCGAGCCCUCGUAACGUUACCAGUGGUAACUGCAGCGUGCGCACGCCCAGUAGACCUUCGCUAUUUAGGAGGUUAUCAGAAACAUCACCUCCUAAACAGAACGGAUCACCUUUAUCACUCAAAACACCGAAGAGGAGAUUGUCGGAGACUAAAACAGGAGAAACUCGGCGCUCGUUUCUCAAGGGACUUGUCCGAAGGACUCCGAGCAGUCAGUCUGUGAAAGAAGGUCGAGUAUCGCGAGGACCAUCUUCGGAAAAGCUUACAAUGAGUCUUAGCACUCUUUCGGUGCAGACCGAGACCUCGAACAGUAUGAAAGCGUUCGCGGAUAGACUCGCCAAAUCUCAAAGUAGUCCGUCUGUCAAAGAAGAUGUCCUGGGCGGGAGACUCAGCCCUGACUCUCUCAAUAGAUCACCUGAGGUCAACGUCAAACGCUCGUCUAGUCAUAACUCAUUGGUGGAGGAUUCGUCAAAUGGCAGUAAUUACGAUAUACAAUCAGGUUAGUUAUCAAACAGAAUUGUUAUCUUCAUAAACAGGGACUACCAUUGGUUGAUUCUUGGUCACGUGGCCUUGACGAAAUUCAAAUGUAUCCCGAUAGUAAUACAACAGCAGGUGAUCGAAGCGUGGUGAAAAGUGGCGUGAGAAAACACUGCCAGUUUUCACUUUCGUUAUGAACACAACAACACAAAUAUGCAGGAGCAUCAAGCUUAAAAGCAACGAUUUUCGAAGUUGUCCAAGAAGAGAAACAGCAGGUCGAAAAAGAAUGAGCGACAUUUUUUUCAGUCAUUCACUCUUUACUCUUUGUCGCUGUUUAAGUUAAAGUCUAGGAAUGUAACAAAACCCUUCCUUCUCGGGAAACAUAAGGACUCUCGGGAAUACAAGACUGUUUCUUACCUAACCAUUCAAAUUACGUUUGUGUUUUCUCGACCAAUCAGAUGCGCUUUUUCGCUUGCGUCUCCCCAAAUGCUUUCCCGCGUUUCUGACUCCACCUCUUCUCUUUCGCUUUUCACCAGCUAAGCGUUGUGUCAGCGCAUGUUUUUCUUUUUGGGAAAAAUUUCGGAAAGGCUGAGCACCAACUUUGGCUCUGAGGUUUCUGUGGCUCUAUUUGGUUACUAAUAAAAGCGCUGCUUGGUUAAUGGUUACCUGUGUAAAAAAGCGGCCUAUCAAAACUUACUCUCAUUACGCCAAGUAUGUCAGAAACUUUUAUACUCAAAUCUGGCUCCCAGUCUCCUUGAGGUCUCUGGAGGGAGGAAUAUCUUAUUAGAGAGCUUUAGAUUCUAAGACGAGGUCGACGACGAGAACGAGAUUUUACUAAGUAAAAAUACUAAAAGUACUAAAUAGCACGCGCUCGUGGACCAGCGUUAUUUUGGCGGGAAAACGUGAUAGCCGUUGUCAUUCUGCUACGAGUUUUAGCGAGAAUUACGUAGUGGCGGAAACAAGUUAUCAAAUGUUAGAAGUUUUAUCAUUUUGCGAUUGGGAGAGGGCUAAACCUUCCUUAAUAAACCGUUAACUUUUCUGGUGGAAAAAAGUUGAAAUGAUACUUUCCUGGGUUUCUCUUUCUCGAGAAAACGCGAAAAAACGUUUUAGUUAAAUCUCGUCCUCGCAGUCGUACUCGUCCUUGAAUCUAAAGGUCUUUAUUACUAUCACUCCUGAUUUUCAUUUCAAAUCUUUUUUAACCCUUUAAGUCCCAAUAUCCACAUACAAAUUCUCCAAACUGAUCUCCAUACAUUUUCUUGAAGAAUUGGUUGAGAGAAUUUGGUAAAAGAUCAAAUAUUUUUCUCUUUGUGAUCAUUUUGUUAAUUCUCAUAGACUUUGCUCAUGAUAGUCCAUGGAUAUCGUUAGGAGAAAAUUGAUUUUGAGCACCAGUGGGACUUAAAGGGUUAACGAUCCUUGUUUGUUGUUAUUUCAGGGACAGAGAAACAGUUGUGGGCUUACCAGAUUGCAUCUAUCCAAUAUGACUUUGUAAGCCGACCCUUCGUGCGGCACUUUCUUUUAAACGAAUCCUUUAAUUCCGAAGAAGAUAACUACAGACUGUCUUUGAAACGAGAAUCCCCGACCAGAAAGAGUGACAGCUGAGCUGACUGAUACGUACGACGGGCUGGACCAAGUAUCAGCUGAACCCUUCCAAGCAUGUUUCGCUUCUGGGAGACUUCGCUACCUCAGCUCUUCUCAUUGCAAUAAAUCUAAAUCUUUCUUCUUUCCCUUGGUUCAUGGAAAAAGCAGUUUGUGGUUAAACAAUAUAAUAAUUUGAUGGUCGAUAAAAAAAAUACUCUCAUAUGGUAUUGUAGGUUUUUGAAUUUAAUUUUUGCAUUCCCCUACUCGCGCGAAAAAGAUCCAAACGAAAAAUUCAUCACAAAAAUUAUAUCUUCUAAAAUUGAGAUCUUAUAGGUGAUGACAUAAUUUGACAUUGCGAACUGCAAAUGCAACCAUCCUUGAGACCCAGUAGAAUGGUAAAAUUUACAAAGGUGUAUAUAUUACGUCUUUUUCUUGGUAAAGGCCGCUAGUAAACGAAACUGAACUGAACAGAAAUCUCAGACAUUUGUUUUUCGUGUCCAUCGAGACUAUACUUUCGACUUUAGUGAGGUUAUUUAUUUUAUAAUAAUUUAUAACGUUAAAACAAAGAUAUUUUAAGUUAAUUGGAUGGUAUUUUUACAUUGAAUGUAUCGCGAACGGAUCCUUCGGAUUUACGCAUAUCAGUCUCUUUGUUCGUCUAUUUUAAUUCAAAUCCUCGUGCCUUCACUUCAUACAACGCUUAUGUUGUGUUUUUAAGAAAUUGUAAAUAAUC